CGGAGGGCCGGAAAGAGCCGAGCGAUUCCGGAAAGAGCCGAGAAGAACCGGAAAGGGCCGAGAGGGACCGGAAGAAGCCGAGUGGGGGCGGCAGAAGACGAAAGGGGCCGAAAAGAGCCGAGCGGGGACGGAAAGGGCCGAACGCUUCCGGAAGGAGCCGAGUGGGGACGAAAGAAACGAAGAGAGAACGGAAAGAGCCCAGCUCUUCCGGAAAGGGCCGAGAAGGAAGCGGGAGAAGCCGACGGGGAACGGAAAGAGCCGAGCGGGGCCGAAGAAAUCGAGCGCUUCCGGAAGCAGCCGAGCGGAAACGGAAAAGACCAAACCGGGGACCGGAAGCAGAAGUCUCCCGCACGGCCGAGCCAAGAUGGCGGCCGCCUGCGAUCACUGCGGGGCCGCCGGCGCUCCGUACACGUGUCCCCGCUGCAACCGCCACCUCUGCUCCCUCGGCUGCUACCGCGGGCACGGGGCCUGCGCCGAGGCCUUCUACCGCGAGCAGGUGCUGCGGGAAUUGAGCUCCCAACCGCCUCCGGAGCCGUCCGACAGGGCCCGGCUGCGGGACGCCAUGGGGAGGCUGCGGGACGGCGCGGGGUGGGGAGAAGAGCGCGGGUUGUGGGGGCGGCUGAGCGAGGAGCAAAAGGCCGAAUUCCGGAGGAUGCUGAAAAACGGGGAGGCCGCCCGGCUGCUGCCUCCGUGGAGGCCGUGGUGGUGGGGGAGGAGGAGGCUGGUGGAGGAGAUCGGGGAAGGGGGAGGGGAAGAGGGCUGGGCGGCCGGGGCGGAGAAGGGGACCAGCAGUAACGGCGCGGCGGCCAUCGAAGGCACAGACAGCAAGGAGGAGGACGGUGUGGCCGAUAAGAGCACGGCCAGCGUGGGCAAUGAGAGGUACGGCAGGGUGGCCAAAAAGGGCACAGCCAGGGUGGACAAGGAGAAAACAGCCAAGGUGGUCGAUGAGAGGAUGGCCAAUGCAGCCCAUGUGGCCAAUGAGACUGAAGCCAGUGUGGCCAACAUGGUUGGUGAGACUGAAGCCGAUAUGGCCAAUGAGAGGACAGCCAGUGCGGCCAGCAGAGCCAAUGAGAGGACAGCCAGCAUGGCCAAAAAAGGCACAGCCAGUGUGGCCAGCAAGGGGACAGCCAGUAUGGCCAGCGUAGCCAAUGAGAGGACAGCCAUUGUGGCCAUCGUGGUCAGUGAGACUGAUGCCAGUGUGGCCAACGAGAGGACAGCCAACGUGGCCAAAAAGGGCACAGCCAAGAUGGCUGACAAGAGCAAAGACUUCACGGCCAACAUGGCUGACAAGAGCGAAGUCUUCGUGGCCAGCAAGAGUGAGAACAUAAGGAAGGAGGAGGAGGAAAGCAAGAAGCUGGAGUGCAGGGACACCAGUGACAAUGGGGGCAGUGGUGGCAGUGGGGUCAGCAAUGACAUUGGGGUCAGUGGUGACAACAGGGUCACCAAUGAUGGCGAGGACGGCGAUGACAACGGUGUCACCAAUGACAAUGGGGUCAGUGGUGGCAAUGGGGUCACCGAUGACAACGGAGUCACCAGUGAUGACGAGGACGGCGAUGACAACAGGGCCAGUGGUGGCAGUGGGGUCACCAAUGACAGCGGUGUCAUUGGUGGCAGUGGGGUCACCAUUGACGAUGAGGACAGCGAUGACAAUGGGGUCAGCAGUGACAACGGUGUCACCGAGGACGGCGCCAACGCCGGUGACACCGAUGGGGACGGCGAUGAUGACGACGCCGGCAUUCCGGGCCCGAUGCCCCCCACCCCCACCUCGGUGCCCCCCCUCAGCUCUUUCCGUGCUCCCACCCCGUCCCCGUUGCUGCGCUUCCAGCUUCCCAACGUUCUCUAUGGUUACGCCUUCGCCCUCAGCCUCCAUGUGGGGGACGAUUCCUUCCUCCCGGAUGUCGCCAUGGCCGCCAUGGCCGUCUCAGCAGCUCUGCGUUGCCGUCGGCCCUUCUCCUCCACCAUGGAGGCUCUGCUGGAUGCCCGGCGCUCGGCCGAAGCCGCCGGUUACCCUCGGUGUCCUUUGGGCGACACUGGUGUCGUCGCGGCCGUGGCUGAGCUGAUGAGGGGACGCAGCCGGCAUCGACCCACCGAGGACGUGGAGACGGCAUUGCAUCACAUGGAGGUGAUGCUGGAGAGGGCGGGCAGGAUGGAAAGUGGGGAGGAAAGGAAAAGGUUGGGCCGAGCGCGGAGGAAAUGUCGCUUCCUGCUGGCCUGGAGUCGGGAGAGAGGAGCGGCUGCGCUGCGGGAGAUGGCGGCUGAAGCGGAGGAGCUGAGCGCCAAAAUGGCGGCGGGGGGGAGGGGGCUGGGGGGGGGGGGAGAGGGAGCAGAGAGAGGAGGAGCCAUGGAGAUGGGAAGCCCAAUCGGCGCGCGGGGCGGCCCUCACUUCCGGCUUCCGGCAGGGAGGCGGAGCGCGAGGGGGCGGGAUCUGUUUCUCCCUCAUUCCAAUCGCGAGCCUCACCGCUCGCGGAUAGCCAAUGGAAAGGCGCGUGGGCGCCGGCGGGCCAAUGGGGGCCGGGAGGCGGGGCCGGAGGCUUCUAGCAACUUCCAGAAGGCGGCGCGCGGCGGCAGGCGCGGAGCGGAGCGGGUCGGGAACGGAGGCGCCAUGGAGGAG
Centrocercus urophasianus (Greater sage-grouse) is the source of this 2611-nucleotide messenger RNA. It is a transcript of the gene ZNHIT2, whose product is annotated as zinc finger HIT-type containing 2. Lineage: Eukaryota; Metazoa; Chordata; Aves; Galliformes; Phasianidae. The record is from RefSeq and is a predicted model, not a curated record. The transcript is spliced from 2 exons. The annotation marks the transcript as partial.